Triticum aestivum (bread wheat) is the source of this 1720-nucleotide messenger RNA. RefSeq names its product mitochondrial metalloendopeptidase OMA1-like. Gene Ontology annotation, cellular component: membrane. Bases 178 to 1368 code for a protein of 396 amino acids. The transcript has 3 exons. Lineage: Eukaryota; Viridiplantae; Streptophyta; Magnoliopsida; Poales; Poaceae. Gene Ontology annotation, molecular function: metalloendopeptidase activity. The record is from RefSeq and is a predicted model, not a curated record.
UCGUACGUAAAGCAUGGCAAAGGGCUUUACGAACUGCCAAUGUGUGGAGCAUCUACCACGUAAGCGCCCGGCGACGGCGAGCGGCAGAUACGCCCCCUAUUGCGCACCGGCGCCGCUAGCUAGCUACUACCUCCCUUCUCCGAUCAAUCCGGCGUCAACGAGGGAAACAAAACGAACAUGAACCAAAUUUUGAAGAAAUCGGGCUCCGCCAUCUUCCGGCUCCUCGUGCGCUGCAAGCCGGGGGUCCGACCACCACAGCCGCCGUUGCGCACGGCCACUAGGUCCUACCGCGCCUACCGGCGGCGCUUGCCGGCGGUCUCGCGCUCGGCCACUACCCCAAGCCAUGGACUCCUAAGCGAAGGGCCGCGGCGCCCGGAGCUCAUCCACUUCACCCGAGGCCGCGGCGGGGAGGCGUGGUACCACGACUGGCGGAAGGUGGCCGCGCGGGUUCUCGCCCCUGGCGCCGCGGCGAUCGCCGCCUACUACCACAACCUCGAGACCGUGCCGUACACCAACCGCACCCACCUCGUCUUCCUCUCUCCCCGGGUCGAGCGGUGGCUCGGCGGGCGCGCGUUCGACGAUCUCAAGAAGGAGAAAGCCGGCAUGAUCCUACCCGCGGAACACUACGAGAGCGUGCGCGUCAGGCGCAUCACCUCAGAGAUCGUCUGGGCCGCCCGAUGCACCCUUGGAGUUGCGCCCGUCGAUCCAGCCGGGGAGCUGCUGAAUGACAGGUUCAUGGCCAGGAACUACGGGAAGCAGGCGAUGACGAGGCAUCUCGACGGGCUCGAUUGGGAGGUGAUCGUCGUGGAAGAUAGGAAGGUCAACGCGAUGUGCGUCCCAGGCAAGAUCGUGGUCUACACUGGAUUGCUCGACUACUUCAAAACCGAUGCCGAGAUCGCCUCUGUGCUAGGGCAUGAGGUUGGACACAUUAUUGCGAGGCACUCGGCCGAGGCGAUCACCAAGAGCUUGUGUUCCUAUGCUGUGCAACGACUUGUCAUGGGGCGGGACAGUCCAGACUUCAUGAGGGGUGUAUCGAAAUUACUAUUCACGCUGCCCUUCUCACGAAAGAUGGAGAUAGAGGCAGAUCACAUUGGAAUGCUGCUACUUGCUGCAGCUGGUUUCGACCCACACAUAGCCAUUGCGGUCGAAGAGAAGCUAGGAAAGAUCUCAAGAAAUUCAGAAUUGGAAAAUUACCUCUCUACUCACCCUUCAGGUAAGAAAAGAGUGCAGUCCUUGUCGCAGGACAAAGUCUUGAAGGAAGCGAUGGAAUUAUACAGGGAAGCUAAUCCCGUCAAAGAAGCUGAACGUUUCUCCAUUCCUGACCCCUUCGAUAUUAGGGGCAGGCGAAGCCAAGGUUGGAAAUGGUAGGUGCGCAAUUUCAUUGUUGUGCUCCUUGUGUAUGAUCACGUCAUGUACAGAUGUACUUGUCUAUGUAUAUUGCACUUGACUGGGUUGCAUUUGCACUCCUUGUCUCCAUGGACACUCCUUACGGCAUAAGCGCGCUGGUAUCACUAUAUGAACAUGUCAUACUAAAGAGGACAUCAAGGGAGACAAUAGGCACUAGGAAAUAGACCACAAAUCCAUAAUCUCCUCGCUGGGACAAUGGCGGGAAGAUGCUUCUCCAUGCCAGUUGCAUUCUUCUCCAUCAGUAUUAAUCUCUUGAGUCCACAAUGUGUGACGAGAUGCAAAUGGAAAUAUUUAGGCAACAAACUAACUAACU